Messenger RNA from Rotaria sordida, 1095 nucleotides. The record is from the annotation of a GenBank genome assembly. Lineage: Eukaryota; Metazoa; Rotifera; Eurotatoria; Philodinida; Philodinidae.
AUGUCUCAAUCCUGUUUGAUAAAGAAAUGCACUCGUACAUCACGUGGACUGUGUGAUUGUUGUCAACAAAAUCUUUGUUUACAACAUUUAAAUGAACAUAAUGCUUCACUCGUUUCUCAACUCAAUCCUUUGAUUGAUGAAAUUAAUGGCCUUGGUGAUUGUCUCAAAACACUAAAUAUUCAAAAAACAAUUGGUAAUAGUCGUCAAAAACUUGAACAAUGGCGUCAAGAUUGUUAUAAGAAGAUUGACUGUUUUUUUGAACAAAAAUGUCAAGAACUUCAUCAACUUGUUAAUGAAAAAGUUGAUCAACAACGAGAAGAACUCAAACGAAUGCAUUUGAAGAUAACUGAACUCAUGAAUACACAAGAAACAACUCGUCAAGAUAUCAACUUAUUGACAUCAACUAUUCGUCAGCUCGAAACAAAUAUAAACGAAAUUAAACAAACAUGUUUUACGCUCGAUACUCGUCCAUUAUUAAUAGAUGACAUGCACGUUGUUAUUAAUAAACCAACUGAACAUGAACUUGAUCUAUCAACUCUUUCGCAUGUUUACAAAACAAUUCCUUGUUCCAAGGAAAGUUUUCGACCAUUUACUAGCAAUGAUCGAUACUUAUUGAUGCAUCAAAAACCAAGUUUAUGUUUAUUUGAUAGAGAAAUGAACGUAGUCAAACAAACAUUAUGGUCUUAUGGUGCAAUCCACGACAUGUGUUGGUCAUCAACAUUAAAUGGAUUCAUUGUACUUGGAAAAAAUAACAUCUAUUUCGUUAACGAAAAUACAAUGGCUGUUGAUAAUGUGCAGAGAAUUGAAGAACGAUAUUGGGGAUCGUGUACAUGUUCUGACACAGUUCUCUUUGCAAGCACAAAUGAAUGGAGUUCAUCUAUUAUAGAAUUCAAACUAUUUCCAGCGAUUGAAAUGAUUAAAGAAUGGAAAUAUCCUCUUACAUGUAGCAAAGAUGAAGCUAUCGCUGAUAUCGUUUACAAUAACGGAAAUCUUGCUCUAAUGGCUGCAAAAUAUUUUCUUCUCUUCUUCUGUAUUUCUGCUGUUAAUAUUAAUAAUGAAACAAUAAAAAUUGUACCAGUAUCUGUACCACAAUAA